Messenger RNA from Anopheles funestus (African malaria mosquito), 2304 nucleotides. It is a transcript of the gene Pngl, whose product is annotated as peptide-N(4)-(N-acetyl-beta-glucosaminyl)asparagine amidase. Gene Ontology annotation, cellular component: cytosol; cytoplasm; nucleus. NCBI's taxonomy places the organism in Eukaryota, Metazoa, Arthropoda, Insecta, Diptera, Culicidae. The record is from RefSeq and is a predicted model, not a curated record. The transcript is spliced from 4 exons. Gene Ontology annotation, molecular function: peptide-N4-(N-acetyl-beta-glucosaminyl)asparagine amidase activity. The coding region runs from base 1 to 2031 and encodes 676 amino acids. Gene Ontology annotation, biological process: protein quality control for misfolded or incompletely synthesized proteins; protein deglycosylation; glycoprotein catabolic process.
AUGGCAGCACUUAAUCAAGCGCUCGUGUUGGCCCUCGAAAGCAAUCCAAAGGAGUCAUACGUGGUGGCAGCGGAAACACUUUUGCGUCUGCUGGACAACAUUAUACGCGAGCCGCAAAACGCCAAGUACCGUACAGUGCGAAUAGACAAUCAAUCGAUUAGAGAGAAGCUGCUGUCGGUCAAUGGUAUGAAGCAGUUGAUGUUAGCCAUCGGAUUCAUCGAAGCGGACGGAACGCUCACCGUACCGUCGAACGUGCUGCUGGCAAAUCUACGAAGGUACCGCGAAUUUAUACACGAACGCAAAGAGCUGGUUAAAAAUCCUGCUAAGGAGAAGAACAUCAACAUCGCACCCAGCAUUACGUGUAGCCGCAGCACUACUACUACAGCAACGAACAUUCCACUGGAACAGACGGCGCCGAAAAGUAAACCUGAAAUGGUUUUACAACCAUCCGGAAGUAAUGCGACCGGCCAGCAGCAGCAACGACAAACAGAAGCACCUUGCGUGAUUAAGUCUAGUCGACCGUUUCUGGCACGAAUUGAAUUCCCGAGGGUCGUUCAAGGUACUAAUACGUUGCUACGCCAACUUGAGCUUCUUUCCGACCAGGUAAUGCAGUACGAGGACGAGCUGCUUUUAGCUAGCGGGAAGAACCUCAUUCCAAUCGAUACGCUUACGACCAAGGCGAAGAGUAAACUGUCCCAAUGGAAACGAUUACUAGGAUCUAGCGCUGCUAGUCCAGACCAGAAGGAACCGAGUGAAGAAGAUCUACUUCUCGAGGAGCUAACUGCUUGGUUUCGGUCGGACUUUUUCACCUGGGUAAAUGCGUUGCCGUGUACGGUGUGUGGCAACGAGAAGACACAACUAGUCCGCAGCACCGUCGAGGACGAAGUGCGUGUAGAAGUUUAUCAAUGCUCCUGUGGACAGUUACGUCACUUUUAUCGCUACAACGAUGUAGAAAAGUUGCUUCAAACCCGUCGUGGCCGAUGUGGCGAGUGGGCCAACUGCUUUACAUUCCUGUGUCGCUGUCUUGGAUACGAUGCAAGAUACGUGUUUUCCACCGGUGACCACGUUUGGACGGAGGUUUGGUCCGAACGGAGACAGCGGUGGAUCCACGUGGAUCCGUGUGAGAAUGUGCUCGAUGCACCGCUUAUGUACGAGCAUGGUUGGAGGAAGGAAAUUACGUACGUGUUCGGAUUCGCUCGCGAUGAUGUGCAGGAUGUUAGCUGGCGUUAUUCGAACAAUCACAAGCAACUGUUGCAACGAAGAAGGGAAAUAGGUGUGUGUAGUGAGCAGGCUCUUUUGGACGCGAUCGGCAAACUGAGAACAAAACGACGAACCGGAAUGAACUGUACACCGGAAAGGGUGACAUUUUUGCGGCAACGCACAGUUGAUGAAUGUCUCGAGCUGCUAGGGAAUGGUGGUAGAGUACCAACGGCUGCAGAGCGUGAGGGUCGUAGCUCCGGAAGUCUCGAGUGGCGGUUACAGCGGGGCGAACAGCAAAUCAAUACACGGUACAUGUUCAUUCCAACGGAAGAGGAGGUCCAAGCGAAACAGUUCAACAUUCGUUAUUGCUGUGCAACGGAUUGCUAUGAGCGAUUUUUAAAGGGUGCUAGCAAUCGGGUAAAUGAAAAGAUUACGGAGAAAUCAAACGGCUGGGAAAGUCGGCAGUACGUUAGUCGUAACAUAUUCCGGAAAGAGGAACAUGAUUGGAAAAUGGUUUAUCUGGCUAGAACUGAGGGAACUGACGAAGCAACGAUCGAGUGGAAUUUUGACUUUUCCAUACAAGGAUUGCGUGUGAAACAAAUCGAGCUGCGGUUCGGUCAAGAAACAUACGACGGAGCAAAGGUAGAGCUCUACUACAUCAAGAGCGAUGGCACCCAAUCGCAGGCUCUCUCUUCUCUCUGUGAAUGCGGUAAGUUCACCCUGCAGGCACGCCUUUCCGGGGGCAAAUCGUGGCAGCAUGCGCAACUGUUUCGACAAUCUAAGUCGGCUAGCGAUGAGUAUCCGUUCGAGAUGAACAUCGUUUUAAUGUAGGAGCGUUACCCUUACCAUUUUCUGCCACCUGCUAAGAAGAAACUAGCAAAAUAGGCACGCUGACUUUAGAAGUAUGACGUAUCGAAUGCAAUAUACAGAUUUUUAGAAUUUAGUGUGAUAAAAUGCACCUACGUACGCAUCGUGAAUCCCCUUUUUCCACGAUCGGUUCAACUAGUCUCACCUUAUACACGAACGCCGCCCGUUUGGCGUUCACUCUUCGACGCAGUAAUAAAAGAAUUUACUCAAACACUUUACUUCAUCAAUGAUAUGGAA